AUGCUCAAUCGACCGCGUAACCGACAACCUCGACGAGGCGACCACCAGACGGGCAGUCCGCGCCCUAACAAUCGCGGCGGCGGCGGCGGCGCAAGAGGUGGCAGAAGCUCCCAACACAGCGCACCACGACCAAACGGCAACGUCCCUGGCAUCCACCAAGUCAUACCGGGAGCAAGUGUCUGGAUUGUCCUCAAAGAGGACCAGCCCACGGGCGACCAGACACACGGCAUCAUCGCGCGAGUGCUGACGCGGGGCAACCAUCCUAGAGGGAUCAAGGUCAAGCUUCGCGAUGGCCAAGUCGGACGGGUGCAGAGAAUGGGCGCACCCGUCACCGAGACCGCAGCGCCGCCCCAGUCGACCGACAGGAAUGCACCGCCCUCUACGAUGAACGCGACGAACACGACAAGAUUCACGCACCGCUACACGGACGUGCGCUACGAGGACAACGACGACGACUACGCAUCCGAGCCUCCGCCUCGCUCCCUCGCCGACUACUUCCCCGAUGCGCCAGAGCCGCCCGCGACGCAGCCGAACAAUAAUACCACCGUGACGGCGACCUGCCCCAUAUGCGAGGCCUUUGAAGGAGACGAGAUUGCUGUAUCGCACCACGUCGAGCGAGAGCAUUGA
Molecule: messenger RNA, 627 nt
Organism: Emericellopsis atlantica
Lineage: Eukaryota; Fungi; Ascomycota; Sordariomycetes; Hypocreales; Bionectriaceae
Exons: 1
Coding region: 1-627 (208 amino acids)
Source: RefSeq, a predicted model, not a curated record